CCCGAAACUGUUCGACCAAAUUUCUGCCCAAAUCGGCGAUUAGCAGACUUCAUCAUUGGUAGAGAGUACCCUAAGGACGAAUCUGUGGUCCGUCGCCUUCAAAAUCCAAGGAAAACGGCAUUUCCAAAAAAUCGCCCGAAAUCGGUGAUGGUACCCCUUUGGAAACUGCCAAAAAUUGCCCCGGAAAUAUUCCGCCCGAAUCGGUGUUUAAUAGACUUAUCCAUCCCUAAAGAAUAGCCUCAGCCUGAAUUCGUGAUCCGUCGCCUUCAAAAUCCAAGCAAAACGGCCUUUCGAAAAAAAUAUCGCCGAAAAAUUACGAAAAUGCCCCCCGAAACUGUUCGACCAAAUUUCUGCCCAAAUCGGCGAUUAGCAGACUUCAUCAUUGGUAGAGAGUACCCUAAGGACGAAUCUGUGGUCCGUCGCCUUCAAAAUCCAAGGAAAACGGCAUUUCCAAAAAAUCGCCCGAAAUCGGUGAUGGUACCCCUUUGGAAACUGCCAAAAAUUGCCCCGGAAAUAUUCCGCCCGAAUCGGUGUUUAAUAGACUUAUCCAUCCCUAAAGAAUAGCCUCAGCCUGAAUUCGUGAUCCGUCGCCUUCAAAAUCCAAGCAAAACGGCCUUUCGAAAAAAAUAUCGCCGAAAAAUUACGAAAAUGCCCCCCGAAACUGUUCGACCAAAUUUCUGCCCAAAUCGGCGAUUAGCAGACUUCAUCAUUGGUAGAGAGUACCCUAAGGACGAAUCUGUGGUCCGUCGCCUUCAAAAUCCAAGGAAAACGGCAUUUCCAAAAAAUCGCCCGAAAUCGGUGAUGGUACCCCUUUGGAAACUGCCAAAAAUUGCCCCGGAAAUAUUCCGCCCGAAUCGGUGUUUAAUAGACUUAUCCAUCCCUAAAGAAUAGCCUCAGCCUGAAUUCGUGAUCCGUCGCCUUCAAAAUCCAAGCAAAACGGCCUUUCGAAAAAAAUAUCGCCGAAAAAUUACGAAAAUGCCCCCCGAAACUGUUCGACCAAAUUUCUGCCCAAAUCGGCGAUUAGCAGACUUCAUCAUUGGUAGAGAGUACCCUAAGGACGAAUCUGUGGUCCGUCGCCUUCAAAAUCCAAGGAAAACGGCAUUUCCAAAAAAUCGCCCGAAAUCGGUGAUGGUACCCCUUUGGAAACUGCCAAAAAUUGCCCCGGAAAUAUUCCGCCCGAAUCGGUGUUUAAUAGACUUAUCCAUCCCUAAAGAAUAGCCUCAGCCUGAAUUCGUGAUCCGUCGCCUUCAAAAUCCAAGCAAAACGGCCUUUCGAAAAAAAUAUCGCCGAAAAAUUACGAAAAUGCCCCCCGAAACUGUUCGACCAAAUUUCUGCCCAAAUCGGCGAUUAGCAGACUUCAUCAUUGGUAGAGAGUACCCUAAGGACGAAUCUGUGGUCCGUCGCCUUCAAAAUCCAAGGAAAACGGCAUUUCCAAAAAAUCGCCCGAAAUCGGUGAUGGUACCCCUUUGGAAACUGCCAAAAAUUGCCCCGGAAAUAUUCCGCCCGAAUCGGUGUUUAAUAGACUUAUCCAUCCCUAAAGAAUAGCCUCAGCCUGAAUUCGUGAUCCGUCGCCUUCAAAAUCCAAGCAAAACGGCCUUUCGAAAAAAAUAUCGCCGAAAAAUUACGAAAAUGCCCCCCGAAACUGUUCGACCAAAUUUCUGCCCAAAUCGGCGAUUAGCAGACUUCAUCAUUGGUAGAGAGUACCCUAAGGACGAAUCUGUGGUCCGUCGCCUUCAAAAUCCAAGGAAAACGGCAUUUCCAAAAAAUCGCCCGAAAUCGGUGAUGGUACCCCUUUGGAAACUGCCAAAAAUUGCCCCGGAAAUAUUCCGCCCGAAUCGGUGUUUAAUAGACUUAUCCAUCCCUAAAGAAUAGCCUCAGCCUGAAUUCGUGGUCCGUCGCCUUCAAAAUCCAAGGAAAACGGCAUUUCCAAAAAAUCGCCCGAAAUCGGUGAUGGUACCCCUUUGGAAACUGCCAAAAAUUGCCCCGGAAAUAUUCCGCCCGAAUCGGUGUUUAAUAGACUUAUCCAUCCCUAAAGAAUAGCCUCAGCCUGAAUUCGUGAUCCGUAGCCUUCAAAAUCCAAGCAAAACGGCCUUUCGAAAAUAUCGCCGAAAAAUUACGAAAAUGCCCCCCGAAACUGUUCGACCAAAUUUCUGCCCAAAUCGGCGAUUAGCAGACUUCAUCAUUGGUAGAGAGUACCCUAAGGACGAAUCUGUGGUCCGUCGCCUUCAAAAUCCAAGGAAAACGGCAUUUCCAAAAAAUCGCCCGAAAUCGGUGAUGGUACCCCUUUGGAAACUGCCAAAAAUUGCCCCGGAAAUAUUCCGCCCGAAUCGGUGUUUAAUAGACUUAUCCAUCCCUAAAGAAUAGCCUCAGCCUGAAUUCGUGAUCCGUCGCCUUCAAAAUCCAAGCAAAACGGCCUUUCGAAAAAAAUAUCGCCGAAAAAUUACGAAAAUGCCCCCCGAAACUGUUCGACCAAAUUUCUGCCCAAAUCGGCGAUUAGCAGACUUCAUCAUUGGUAGAGAGUACCCUAAGGACGAAUCUGUGGUCCGUCGCCUUCAAAAUCCAAGGAAAACGGCAUUUCCAAAAAAUCGCCCGAAAUCGGUGAUGGUACCCCUUUGGAAACUGCCAAAAAUUGCCCCGGAAAUAUUCCGCCCGAAUCGGUGUUUAAUAGACUUAUCCAUCCCUAAAGAAUAGCCUCAGCCUGAAUUCGUGAUCCGUCGCCUUCAAAAUCCAAGCAAAACGGCCUUUCGAAAAAAAUAUCGCCGAAAAAUUACGAAAAUGCCCCCCGAAACUGUUCGACCAAAUUUCUGCCCAAAUCGGCGAUUAGCAGACUUCAUCAUUGGUAGAGAGUACCCUAAGGACGAAUCUGUGGUCCGUCGCCUUCAAAAUCCAAGGAAAACGGCAUUUCCAAAAAAUCGCCCGAAAUCGGUGAUGGUACCCCUUUGGAAACUGCCAAAAAUUGCCCCGGAAAUAUUCCGCCCGAAUCGGUGUUUAAUAGACUUAUCCAUCCCUAAAGAAUAGCCUCAGCCUGAAUUCGUGAUCCGUCGCCUUCAAAAUCCAAGCAAAACGGCCUUUCGAAAAAAAUAUCGCCGAAAAAUUACGAAAAUGCCCCCCGAAACUGUUCGACCAAAUUUCUGCCCAAAUCGGCGAUUAGCAGACUUCAUCAUUGGUAGAGAGUACCCUAAGGACGAAUCUGUGGUCCGUCGCCUUCAAAAUCCAAGGAAAACGGCAUUUCCAAUUUUUUUCUUACUUUUAAUUGCAUUUUGGUACCUAGAACUUCUAAAAACACCACAAACCAUAUUAAUUCAAUUAGAAACCACCUUAUAGGCACAAAAUUAAUAUAAUUGCUGAGUUCGAUUUCCAUUCCCUCUUCUGUCCGUUUCUAUACAUUGCAAAUUUCCUUUAAAUUACUUAUCGACAAUUACCAUCGUAUUGCCCUGACAACAAUUCAAGGAGAGACCAAAUUAUUUGGAACGUUGAAAGCCGACAAAAAUAGGCUAUAGAUUAGAGAGGAAACUGGAUUUGAAAACCGGAAAGGAAACGGGGAGGGUUCUAUUUCUAUAUAUGUAAUACAGUAAUAGGGAUGCUGAAGCCGGUCGAACGAGGCAAAGAGCAGAGUCUGGUGACUGGUGAUACUACAGUUAGUCUUCAACUAGGAGAUUUGGAAUUUGAAUUCGUUAAGCAGCACUUAAUAAUAAAAACAAAUUUAUAUCAUCACUGUGAAAAAAUAAAAAUUCAUGAAGAUUUUUUUGUCAUCAAAUUGAACCAAAAAAUUAAUGCAUUUAUGAUCCCUCCCCUUAAAGGAGAAGAUAGGAUGCUAAUCACCUUAUGAACACUUUUAAUAAACAUGCACCCAAAUU
Messenger RNA from Linum trigynum, 3857 nucleotides. The record is from the annotation of a GenBank genome assembly. Lineage: Eukaryota; Viridiplantae; Streptophyta; Magnoliopsida; Malpighiales; Linaceae.